Molecule: messenger RNA, 1176 nt
Organism: Saccostrea echinata
Lineage: Eukaryota; Metazoa; Mollusca; Bivalvia; Ostreida; Ostreidae
Product: PI-PLC X domain-containing protein 3-like
Exons: 2
Coding region: 53-1060 (335 amino acids)
Biological process (GO): lipid metabolic process
Molecular function (GO): phosphoric diester hydrolase activity
Source: RefSeq, a predicted model, not a curated record
CAAAAUGAGUCGAUAACUCAAGAGGGCUCUAUGUGUGCUAAAUGACAUUUUAAUGGCCAGUUACAGGAAACUUGGAUCUGCUGCGUCUGGCCUUGCGGAUUGGAUGGCCUUAUUGCCAACACCAUUAAUAUCGAAUCCACUCACUUCUCUAGCAAUUCCAGGUUCCAGUGCAUCAUUUAGCUGUACGGUGACACCCUUUCACGACAUUGCUCCUGAUAACUGUUUACUGGUACGGACCCUUGGACACCUCUCUUGCUGUGUUGGGAAGGAAGGAAUUUGUCGUUGGAGUCGGACUCAAGAUCUGUCUGUAGAACAACAGCUGACUAACGGUGUACGUUACUUCGAUGUCCAAGUUGCAGCUCGGAGCAGAACUGGUGAUUUUCAUAUCGUCUGUGGUUUGUAUGGUGACGAACUGAGCUCAUGCUUGAAGGAAAUAAAAUUGUUCCUGGAUUCACACGAGAAAGAAGUUAUUAUAAUUGAUAUUAAUAGAUUUUAUAACAUAAAUGACAUUUUGCAUAUGAAGUUGUUGUCGAUUAUUACUCACUGCUUUGAUGGUAAACUAUGCCCGUACGACAAAGAUUGUGACGUCACUUUGGGUUCCCUGUGGAAUAAGGGUCAACAGGUCAUCGUGAUAUAUCAUAAUGAUAUCAUUUACGAAUACGAGAAUUUUUGGCCCGGAGACUCGAUAGUUUAUCAACCAAAAUUAGUUCCAAACACACCUGCAGAUCUGAUUCUUCAACUGGAUAUGGUUUCCGAGAACGAUCCGAGAAAAAUACCCGGGAUUGACGAAGAAAAGAAAGUUUUCAAGUGUUGUAGGGGAAUCAUCUCCUUGUCAAAACGGAAAUACUUCUCAAGAUUGUCUAGUUCGAGGAAGCGAGAAAUAUCUAUUGCAGUAGCACCACUACUUACUUCUUGGUUGAAAAACAGAUCCCAAGCUGAUCUGAAUGUGAUUACUGCAGAUUUCGUUCAUUUAUCAAACUUUGUACAGUACGUUGUCAACUUAAAUAUCACAACGGAAGAAACGCCUGCUGUACUUAAUGGAAAAAUGACAAGUUCUUGAUCUGUAUCAAUCUAGAAUCAACACAAAAAGCACACGUGUUUCCUAAGUUUUACAUUGUUUAGUGCAUUUUACUCGUAUUGUUUACUGAUUUUAUUUAGAUAAAAAUAGGUACACGA